Molecule: messenger RNA, 1306 nt
Organism: Aureobasidium vineae
Lineage: Eukaryota; Fungi; Ascomycota; Dothideomycetes; Dothideales; Saccotheciaceae
Source: the annotation of a GenBank genome assembly
UCCAAUUAUGUAUUCGUUCUCUUCUCUUUUGACACUUGCUGUCGCUCUGCCUGCGCUGGUCGCAGCUGAGCUUUCUGGCAAAGUCGGCCCCACCACUUCGCAUGCGACCAAGGCUGCGAUCAAGACCUGCGACAUCACCAAAUAUGGCGCUGUCGCCGAUGGAAAGACUGACAUUAGCACUGCUCUGAACAGUGCUUUUACUGCUUGCAAAGCAGGUGGUGUUGUCGUUAUUCCCGCUGGCAACUAUGCCAUGUCUCAGUGGGUCAAGUUGGCCAAUGGCAACAACUGGGCACUGCAACUUGAUGGUAUCAUUACUCGUACUGGCACUGAUGCUGGCAAUAUGAUUAUGAUGUUCUCGUCCACUGGCAAAGGAGCCAUUCAAGGUAAUGGCUACAUAUUCCACGAGCAGGGCAGUACCUCAGGUCCCAGGCUUUUGAGAGUGUGGGAUGUGACCAAUUGGUCUGUUCACGACAUUUCUCUGGUUGAUUCUCCCGCUUUCCACUUUUCCAUCGACACUUGCACGAAUGGUGAGGUCUAUAACAUGGCUAUUCGCGGUGGUAACGAAGGCGGUCUCGACGGCAUCGAUGUCUGGAGCAACAACAUCUGGAUCCACGAUGUCAUGGUCACCAACAAAGUCAAAAGCCCCUCCACAAAUAUCCUCGUCGAAAACGUCUACUGUAACUGGUCCGGCGGCUGCGGCAUGGGUUCCUUCGGCACCGACACCGCCGUCUCCAACAUCACUUACAGAAACAUCUACACCUGGUCCAGCAACCAAAUGUUCAUGCUCAAGUCUAAUGGCGGCUCUGGCACUGUAUCCAACGUCGUGCUCGAAAACUUCAUCGGCCAUGGAAAUGCCUACAGCUUAACUCUAGACGAAGCCUGGAGUUCCAUGACGACGAUUGCUGGAAACGGAGUCCAGCUUUCCAACUUCCAAAUCUCGAAUUGGACGGGCACGGAAGCGAACGGCAAAGCUCGUGGACCUAUCAAGGUUGCUUGUGCGGCCAAAGCUCCUUGCCACGAUAUCAGUAUUACUGAUUUCAGUAUGUGGACCGAGACUGGCACCUCUCAAUUCUACUCUUGCGAGAACGCUUAUGGGAGUGGGUUUUGCCUCAAAUCUGGGACUAGUUAUGCUGCUUAUGCGGCCACUACACAGUGGGUCAGCAAGGCGCCUACGGGCUAUGCUGCUCCCACCAUGGCUGCGGAUCUCAAAACCGCCUUUGGGACAACACAGAGUAUCCCCAUCCCCACCAUGCCGGCGAGCUUCUUCCCAGGUGUGCUGCCAAUCACAAAGUUAGCUGGAAGCAAG